AUGGCGGUUGAUUGGCUCCUUAAGCAAUGGGCUCCAAACCUUUUGACACGCCCCAAGGUGCGGAUUGCUUGUGACAGUCUCUCUGCCAUUGAGAUGGCUUUCAAAGAUCGCCGACUUUCUCCAACUGACGCCCAGUUUGACUUGGUGUCAACCAUUUGGGAAGCUAUCCUCCGGUACUCUAUGGAUUGGUGGCCCCAGCAUGUGUAUGGCCAUCUUGACAAGUCCAAUAUCUUUGACAAAUUGUCUUGGUGGGAGAAACGGAACCUUGAGAACGAUGGAAUGGCGGUGGAGUACCGUAAGGAACUUGAGGCGGCCAAUCAUCUCAUGAGCAUAGCCGUCAAUCCUCGAUUCUUCACUUAA
Messenger RNA from Cylindrotheca closterium, 360 nucleotides. The record is from the annotation of a GenBank genome assembly. NCBI's taxonomy places the organism in Eukaryota, Bacillariophyta, Bacillariophyceae, Bacillariales, Bacillariaceae.